UCGGCGUUGGUAAAGGCGGCUUUGUUAGAGGGAUGGCUGAAGAGGACUCAGAGGCGUUUGCCAGCGAGCUGCAGGUCGCGGCGGAGCUGCCUGUUAUCCAGCUGUGCGGGCUGGUGGAAGAGCUCAGCUAUGGAAACUCGGCUCUCAAAACUGAGACAGAGAUGUUUGAGAAAUAUUACAAUAGACUGGAAUCCAAGGAGCAGCGACCUCUACGAUUAUCUGAAAUUAAAAGACCGGGAACAGACUUUGCGCAGAUGCGAAGCAGGCAUAGAUCCAAAUCGCACCCAGCUAUUGAACGUACAGCGUGCCUCAGCGUGGACCAAAAAUGCGAGCUUGUGCAGAGGGAGCUGGAGGACAUGAAGGACGAAAUACGGCACCUGCGGGCCAACGCCGAGCGGGACCUGCAGUAUCACGAGGCUAUCAUCGAGGAAGCUGAAAUCCGGUGGGCCGACAUCCAGAAAGAAGUGCAUGAGUUUGAAAAAGACAUCCUGAAAACCAUAUCCAAGAAGAAAGGGAGUAUUUUGGCCACUCAGAAAGUGAUGAAGUACUUUGAGGACAUGAACCGCCGGAGGGACCACCUGAAGGAGAAAUUAUGUUUGAAAAACGUUUCUCUCAAAGUCCAGAGGAAAAAGAUGCUUUUACAAUUGAGGCAGAAGGAGGAGGUGGGUGACGCCCUCCACGACGUCGACUUUCAGCAGCUGAAGAUAGAGAAUGCUCAGUUUUUAGAGACGAUUGACACGAGGAAUCAAGAGCUGAUCCAGCUCAAGCUGUCAUCUGGAACCACCCAGCAGGUCCUCAACUCCUACAAAACCAGGCUAAACCGAGCCAUGGACAUGUCCGUCAGUCUGAAAAAGGAGAUCUCACAGAGAAAGGAGUUACUUGAAAAAAUCGAAAAAGAAAUCCUGCAAGUAGAGGGGGACCGGGCCAAAGACGAGGCUAUGAACAAGAAGCUCCGCAGGCAGCUGAGCGAGUUCCGGGUGCCGCCGGUGAUGCAGUAUGUCAGGGAGAAGGUCCUCAAUGGAGACUUGGAGAAGACCAUCAAAGUGUGGGAGAGGAAAGUGGAGAUUGCAGAGAUGUCCUUAAAAGGCUACCGCAAGGACUGGAAUAAAAUGAAAACCACCAGUGAGCAGUUGCUGGCCAUUGGCUCCGCCGGGAAGUAGCCAGAGGGAGGCCCCGGCUGCAGACCAAGAGGACAUCCAUUAAAACAAUCAACUCCAUCCUAGUCUCAGGGUCCUCUCACUGCUCCCCGUGCUGGCCGGUGUCCCCGACUCUCCAUCCAGGCUGACGGCCGCCUCCCAGGCCACAUCUGCCUGUGCGGGCCAGGUGUCCUCGCCGCCUGGCCCCCAGGUCCCUCACCCUGAAAGAACCACAGGGCACUCGAACGGUUUCACUCGUUAGCCUACAUUUAGUUCACGAGCACAAAUGAAAGUGACCGUCCCGCGUGGGCGAGUGGGACGGAGGAGGGAGAGCCACGGGCCUGCCCGCGGCUGCCCGGGUGGGCGGCGAUCAGAAACAGACACCGACACAGCGCGGUGAAUGCCUGGCCCCCG
Molecule: messenger RNA, 1550 nt
Organism: Phyllostomus hastatus (greater spear-nosed bat)
Lineage: Eukaryota; Metazoa; Chordata; Mammalia; Chiroptera; Phyllostomidae
Gene: CFAP263
Product: coiled-coil domain containing 113
Exons: 9
Coding region: 33-1160 (375 amino acids)
Biological process (GO): cilium assembly
Cellular component (GO): ciliary basal body; axoneme
Source: RefSeq, a predicted model, not a curated record